AAGUCAGCCACAGGUCCAUCGCACCUGUGGACUAAUGUAGGUGUGCACUGUUAUCGAUUCGCUAAGCACUAUGACCAUUACACGAGCGCAAGUCAUUUGUAUCCUACAAACACUCACUGAACUCAAUGUCUCUGUCUCAGCCUUUGUCAUUUCUCUUUUGGAAUCCCCCCAUGAAUUCUCCCAGUUUCCCGUCAAUGAUCUCGCUGCUCACUUUACAACAGUCUUGGCAACUUCUCUCGCUCACCCAAGUCUCAAUUCCUCAAUCAUCUUGUGGGCAUCCACUUUAUGUACUGAGCGGCUCAAGCAAUCAGUAGUGCUGCUUUCUAAAGAAGAACAUGGGUGGCACUUUAGCACAACCAAUGUCCUUGCUGAGCAGCUGGAGGAAUUCCGGCUAGAAGAUAUGGCCAAGGACAUUGAGCAUGUCACACCAGACCUGUGGCACCUACUGGAUGCCUUGCUCUUGGCCAAUCAGAGGCUUGCAGGUCCAGCUGCGGAGCAUGACAUAGCCAACGAAGACGAAGAACAAUAUUGGGCUGAGGUUGAGGAUGUCGAAGAGAGAUCUGGUGAGGUCCCUUUGGAUGUACCCACCUCUUGUCGGAUGGCACUUGUGAAAAUUAAGAAAGUUGUCAUUAUCAGCAUCCUAAUGCAAAGCACGAACCAGAAGUGCAAUGCUUUUGAGAGUGUGAUAGGAAUAUUUCUACACUCAUGCAACACACCGGAGAAGGUCAUACGAGCCCUCGCAAGCAUGGGUAUCUCAAUAUCAGUCCGAGCUAUCAACAUGGCCAUUCAUUCACUUUCCCGUGAGACGUAUUACACAUUGCGGGAGAUGGGACAGUCACUUCGAGUGGGAUACGCAUAUGAUAAUUUUGAUAUUGACUUUAAAAUGUUGACACCAACCAUUGAGAAGGCCAUUGACACUCUGAUGCAUAUGACCUCUGGUGAUCUCAUCUACCUUGAGCAUGGUGUGACAACCAAGGAUCUACAAUGCUCAACCUACCUUUGGAAUUUGUCUCGCCUCAAUCACACUAUACUGACUCACCUCCUUGGACCCACAUGUGGGUGUGGUGAUCUGCUACAACUACAUGCUGAACAGCCUCACUCAUCAAAUCUUUCAUGGCAUCAGCACUGGAAUGCAUUCAAAUUUAUGACAGACCUUGUCAAGCAUGACCCCCCAUACUUUAGCCGCUUCAACAACUCCCUGCAUCCUGAGACUGUGGAUCAAAUCCCAGUGAUGAAAAUGCGGCAUGCACCUGCACGUGCAAUGGACAUUAAUCAGUCCAAGGUAUCAGGAAAUAUUGAAGCAAUUACAGACCUCCUAUGUCAAGGGGGCGUUGGUGAGCCUUCCGAAGCUUUGCACAGCCAAGAAGACGCUAUGGUAGAUAUAGGGGAAUAUGUCAUCAUUUUUCAUGGUGACCUUGGGACUGCAGAGCAAGUUCAGAUGCUCAAGGAGCGGCACUCAAUUGAAGCAACACCAUGGCGCUGCUUUCAGUAUGUAGUGUUUGUGAUGGGCCUCUUCCAUCUCAAAAUGGCGUGUGCCGAUGCUAUUUGGUGUAUAUUCAUUGAGCCUAAAGCUGCAAGGGAUGAUGCCACAAGCCUUAUGCACUUUGUAGCCUUGAAUCGGCCAUGA
This is a messenger RNA of Suillus subaureus, 1627 nucleotides long. RefSeq lists its product as uncharacterized. The record is from RefSeq and is a predicted model, not a curated record. Bases 71 to 1627 code for a protein of 518 amino acids. NCBI's taxonomy places the organism in Eukaryota, Fungi, Basidiomycota, Agaricomycetes, Boletales, Suillaceae. The transcript is spliced from 2 exons.